Aspergillus tanneri is the source of this 3945-nucleotide messenger RNA. Its product is annotated as putative cytosolic regulator Pianissimo. NCBI's taxonomy places the organism in Eukaryota, Fungi, Ascomycota, Eurotiomycetes, Eurotiales, Aspergillaceae. The transcript has 4 exons. The record is from RefSeq and is a predicted model, not a curated record. Gene Ontology annotation, cellular component: TORC2 complex. Bases 1 to 3945 code for a protein of 1314 amino acids. Gene Ontology annotation, biological process: TORC2 signaling.
AUGGCGUCCGGAUAUAACUCAGGGUUCUCGGCGACGUCGAACCUGUAUCGCGUCGGGAGCGAUGGACGUUCAUUUUCCAGCCAGGAUGAUGGCUCCGGGGAUGGCAGCUGGCCGGGGGUGGCUCCAAGGUCAGUGAGAAAUGCUCGCUCGGAGUCUGGAGGUAGCGCCACCACUGGUCAUCGAGGAGGGUCAUUGGCCCAUUCUUCGGGGUCCGGGGCUCCAGGUAGCUUCAGCGCCGAGCUCAAAAGCAUGAACUCACGUAGCACUACUCCCCGACCUGAUGGCACAUUUAGGCGAAGGGGGAGCAGUAACGUUGAUCACGAUGAUAUGUCCGGAACGGAGGAGCGUCAGGCCGCGAUACGGAAUAAGAUUGCGAAAGAAAUGAAGAUCAAAACGGGGACGGAGAAUAUGCUCGAAGCACUACUGGCCAAGAACCCAAAGCAUACAAAGGACCAACGGCUCAAGGUGGAGUCGGAGUUGAGCUCGUCUAAUCGCAAGUUAGCCGAGCUACAUCACGAACUUGAAGAGGAGCUACUACGUGCGCAGGCGCCAUCCACUCCUCCUCGAAGUCGCUUGUCGACUUUGUUUCAGGGCAGUGCUAUGCGAUCGCCCUCUCGGAACAACAUAGAUGCAGAUGAUGACCAGUUGGAAAAUGGGGAAGCAGAAAUGGAAUCACCGACAUAUGUGCUCGCGGAAACAUUACAAGCAUUGGAAAUUGAGGGCAUGUCACCGGAUUACUACGUCGAACGUGCCAAUAGCCUGGUGGAACUGUUCAGACGACACCCCACCUUAAAGUAUGAUCUAGCAUGGCCAGUGUUUGGGUUGCGCGUCCAGAUCAUGCUUUUGAGUGAUAGCAAAGAGGUCGUGGCGGCAGGCUACCGUUUAACGCGUUAUGCAAUAGCAGAUCGUAAAUCUCUCCAGAUAAUUCGCUCGCUGCACACCGAUGAGCUGGUCAUCUUAUCUUUGGUCAAGGAAAGCAAAUCAAGCAUUGAGCGGGAGCAAGCCCUGAAAUUCAUUAGAGGUUUCUUGGAUGUGAAGGAUGGCGUUCAUGAGAUCUCACGUGCGGUGAUGCGGACAAUUGUGUGCGUUGCCGAGCACUCUGAGGAUCGACUGCGAAAUAUAUCAAUCAUGACCCUCGCUGAGAUCUUGGUCAAAGAUCCGGAGCUAGUAGCACAGGCCGGUGGCUUUGCUAUAUUGCACGAUGCCCUAGCAGAAGGAACAUUCGGGGCGUCAGAGAGUCUGAUAGCCAGUUUUCUACACGUACUUGAUACCCCACACAGCAGGAAGCAUCUACAAGGCGGAUGCGAGCUUGAGGCUGUCCUUGCUCCGUUUACCGAUUCCCUGUCUGACACUGUCCGUAGUGGGCGUUUAAAGUCCUCAGCGAAAGCUAUUUCCGCCAUGCUGAAAACCUGGCCCGGGCUGGUGGUCCUGGCAAGGAAUGAGGCAAAACCUCUCCAGUCCCUUUUAGAGUCAUUGCAUUACCCAGAUCCUCAAGCGAGGGAUCUCAUAAUGGAGCUUUUAUUUGACGCGCUGAGGAUAAAGCCGCCAUCCUGGUCAUCGUCCUUUCUCGCCGGCCGCAGGCUUACAACCUAUGGAAGAGUUGCAAACCUCAGGUCAAAUACUGACACGAAACAAACCCGCGGGUACUAUGAUGACCGCGAUAACAAAUUCGAUCUAACGGCACAUUUCUCGACGUUAAUCCUUGCGACUCUGGUGGAUGCUGGGUUGUCACAGGCUCUCUCUGGGCUUAUUGAGGAGGAGACUGAUCCUUCUCUCAGGCGUAAGGCAACGUUACUUCUAACGGAGGUUCUAAAACUAGCCCACCAUUCCUUACCUCGGAAUAUAAGUGCAAAGCUUCAGGUCCUUCCACAUUUGUUGCCGGCCGCUAUCAAGUUUGAUGUUGAAAAUCAUGAUGUCUCCACAUCUACUAUCUACCAGAUAGAGAGCAUUAACAGGACUUUGGCUCGCUCCAUAGGGAACGUUCCGAAUGGGGCAGGGCGAUACAACGUGGACGUUGACAUAUCUGCCUCUCUCUUGACGGGCGACCAAGGCAAAGACAAACUGAGCCCUGCGAUGGAUGAGACACGGUUUCGCAAUGCGAUUUUGGAAACAAACGUUUUGAAUACAGUGAAUUACCUUAAGUGGAAAUGGGAUUUGAUCCACCGUAUCGUCGAAGGCCCCCUGACGAACCCUAAGAGGCUGGAUGAGGCUAUCAAAGGGUCAAAGUUUAUGAAACGGCUCAUGGGCUUCUACCGGCCUUUUAAGUACCGGUUUUCUAUGCUCCCGAACACCAAGCCCAAUCAACGAUACGUUCGAACUGGUUGUGCAUUGAUGCGCACCCUGGUUCAAGUCCCGGAGGGGACGAAGUAUUUGGCCGAGAAUAAAUUUCUGAGACAAGUGGCUGAAUGCCUUGCUCAAGUGGACCGCAUGAGUGGACUGACCUCGGCAUCGCCUCUAUUCUCACGAGAGCAGAUGGCUGGUUUCAUGAGUGGGGGCUACUUUGCCAUGCUGGGGACAUUGAGUGGCGAUUCGAACGGCCUUGUUAUGAUGGAGCGAUGGCACAUGCUUAACAUGUUCUACCAUAUUGUUGAACUUCGGGAUCGGGAUGACCUGAUACAAACCCUUCUAGGGAAUAUGGAUUACACUAAGGACAGUCACCUUCGGGUUAUUUUGUCCAAGGCACUCACCACCGGUUCCAAGGACAUUCGAAUAUUUGCCACAAAGCUUCUUCGGAAGUAUGCGGUUGGGAAUAUUUCGCUCUCACCACAGGCUGCUAUAAGCAACGCAGAUUGGGUCGUCAAGCUUCUUGUGACUCAGCUAUAUGAUCCCGAUGUUUCUGUAUGUCAGGUUGCGGUGAAGAUUCUCGAAGAGGCAUGCAACCGUCGCGACUAUCUCGAAUUCGUUGUCAAAUGCCGGCCGGCUUUAGACCAUCUGGGAGAAAUUGGUGCACCCCUCCUUCUGCGGUUUUUGUCAACUUCAGUAGGCUACCACUACUUAGAUGGCCUCGACUAUAUCACUCAAGAAAUGGAUGACUGGUUCCUCGGCCGUAACGACACAUAUGUUGGAUUCGUAGAAGCUGCCCUAACCAGGGCCUACGUUGACCAGCCGCGAAGGGGUAGCCUUGUGCCUGAUGAUUUUGUGGAUCUGCAGGACCUAGGACUGGUGCCGCCACAUUUCUAUAGGGAACUUGCCCGGACUUCAGAAGGCUGUAGGCUUCUUGCACAAUCAGGCCACUUCAAUGAAUUUGCCUGGACAAUUCGGGACUUUCGACUAGAUGAAGAAGACACCGAGGUCCUCCUCAAAGUCAAGGGAUGCUUGUGGGCUGUGGGUAACGUUGGCUCGAUGGAACUGGGCGCGCCGUUUCUCGAGCCAGACAUUGUCGAACACAUUGUAAAAAUAGCCGAAAGUGCAGAGGUUUUGACCAUGAGGGGAACGGCCUUCUUUGUCCUUGGCCUGAUCUCGCGUAGUCGACAUGGCCUGAGAGUGCUUGGGGAGUUGGGUUGGGAGUCCGCGGUUGACCAGAAAGGAAAUUCUCUGGGACUGAGUCUUCCGACUGACUUUAACAAGCUCUUCCUGGUCGAAUUUCCCUCCCACUCGCGGAACCCCGCAUCGAAGCGGACGUCUCAAGAGAGAUUUAAGGAAGCUACGUUGGAUUCAGAUCCAGUCAACCAAAAGAUUCUGAAGCUGAUCGUUGACAUGGGCAAUACUGUUUUGUCUAAGCGAGCGGCGGCGGAUCUCCAUAGCAUCAAAUCCAAACAACCUGAACGAUUUCACCAGCUAAAUCUCUUCCGUAAAACCCUUAGCAUCCUCGAAAGUCAUCACUUCCGAUUGAAUGCUCGACGCUUUGCCCUGGACUUAUUCGACAAGAGUGUCAUGCGGCGGGUUGUAUUAGAAGACGAGUCUGACACGGACUCGGAGGCAACCUCAUCUCAGGAAUCGAGCUGA